GCAACAACAACAACAACACCGACGAUGACCGGUCAACAGCAAUAACAUCAACAUUACCAUCAUUGAAACAAUCACGAUUCAUAGUAACACCUGUACCAGAAGAAGAAAUAUUUGAUAAUAUAAUUACAACCGAAGAAGAAGAAAUAUUGAUUGGACAAUUGAAAAAAAUGACCAAUACAACAUCAUCAAUUGGUUCGGAUCAAUCAACAGCAACAAAUACAAUGAUGACAAUGACAAUGAUUACAACAUCGGAUACAUCAUCAUCCGAUAUAUCUGCAUCAACAUUAUCGAUGGCAACAAUUCUUCGACGAAAACAACGUCGUGAAUUACGAUUACAGGAACAAUCAUUAAUGUUAGCAUUGAAACAGGAUCUAAUUGAUCACGAUGAUGAUGAUGAUGAUGAUGAUCAUAAUAAACGUUUUAUGAUGAUGGCCAAACAAGAUUUGGAAAUGGAAAUUCCUUCUGAAGCUACAACCACUACUACUACUACUACUGAAUCUGAAUCGACUAGCUGUUGUUGUAAUGAUGAUGAUGAUGAUAAUAACAAUAAAAAUGUUGAUAAAACAUCCAUCAAAAUUAAUGAU
Dermatophagoides pteronyssinus (European house dust mite) is the source of this 584-nucleotide messenger RNA. RefSeq lists its product as uncharacterized. NCBI's taxonomy places the organism in Eukaryota, Metazoa, Arthropoda, Arachnida, Sarcoptiformes, Pyroglyphidae. The record is from RefSeq and is a predicted model, not a curated record.